Molecule: messenger RNA, 1497 nt
Organism: Lachancea lanzarotensis
Lineage: Eukaryota; Fungi; Ascomycota; Saccharomycetes; Saccharomycetales; Saccharomycetaceae
Gene: RRP3
Product: LALA0S12e01530g1_1
Exons: 1
Coding region: 1-1497 (498 amino acids)
Molecular function (GO): RNA helicase activity; nucleic acid binding; ATP binding
Source: RefSeq, a predicted model, not a curated record
AUGGUUAACAAAAUAGUCAAGAAAAAGUCGUCAAAUUCGGAGUUGACUAGCCUCGCAGACAAGAUACGCCAGCGUGCACUGGAACGUCAAUCCGCUGGCAAGACAUCGCAGCACGACAGUGAUAACCAGGAGAGUUCAGCAGCAGGAAGUCGAAAAGAUGGAAGCGAAGACGAGGAACAGGAAAAAAAACAGGAACAGGAAGAAGAAGAAGCGGAGGAAGGACCCCAAUUUGAAUCUUUCAACCAGCUCAAAUUGGUCCCAGAACUACUGGAAGCAUGCGCCACUUUAAAUUAUUCCAAACCAACACCAAUCCAGGCAGCCUCUAUUCCGCCAGCUUUAGAAGGUAAAGACAUUAUCGGGUUAGCUCAAACCGGUUCCGGUAAAACAGCGGCUUUUGCAAUUCCAAUUCUAAAUCAACUGUGGCACGACCAGCAACCCUAUUAUGCGUGUGUCAUGGCACCUACUAGAGAAUUGGCAGCACAAAUCAAAGAGACGUUUGACUCCUUGGGUGGUGCUAUGGGCGUCAGAACAACGUGCAUUGUCGGUGGUAUGAGCAUGAUCGACCAGGCCCGUGACCUCAUGCGCAGACCGCACAUCAUCAUCGCCACUCCAGGUAGACUCAUGGACCAUCUAGAAAACACCAAGGGAUUUUCGUUGCGCAAACUGCGGUUUCUGGUGAUGGAUGAAGCUGACAGAUUGCUUGAUAUGGAAUUUGGGCCUGUCCUCGAUCGGAUUCUGAAGGUGAUCCCCACCCAUGGAAGAACCACCUACUUGUUUUCCGCGACAAUGACGUCCAAGAUCGACAAGCUUCAGAGAGCCAGUUUGACCAAUCCUGUAAAAUGUGCAGUUUCCACCAAGUACGAGACCGUGGAAACUCUAAUCCAAGCUUUGAUGGUUGUGCCUGGCGGUCUUAAGAACACUUUUCUGAUAUACCUGCUCAACGAGUUUUUGGGUAAGACUGUCAUCGUUUUUACGCGAACAAAAGCAAACGCAGAAAGAAUAUCUACACUGUGCAAUCUGCUAGAGUUUAGUUCUACUGCGUUGCAUGGUGAUCUAAACCAGAAUCAAAGAACCGGAGCGCUUGACUUAUUCAAGGCAGGAAAAAGGGCCAUUUUAGUGGCAACGGAUGUGGCAGCAAGAGGUCUAGACAUUCCCUCUGUGGAUAUUGUGAUCAAUUAUGAUAUACCGGUAGACUCGAAAUCCUACAUUCAUCGUGUAGGAAGAACGGCCAGAGCUGGACGUUCAGGAAAGUCCAUCUCUCUUGUUUCGCAAUAUGAUCUGGAGUUGAUUUUAAGAAUUGAAGACGUUUUAGGGCUUAAGCUUCCGAAAGAAAGUGUUGAUAAGGCCGCGAUUAUGGCUUUGCGUGAUACCGUGGAUAAGGCGAAUGGUGAAGUGGUGAUGGAGAUGAACAGAAGAUCAAAAGAAAAAGCAUUGAGGGGCAAGGGCAGAAACCACAGAGGCAAAUCAAGAGAUAACAUGGACAGAGAAGAGCAGUGA